UGCCAAGAAGAGCAGAGGCCAGCAAGAGGCACGGUGGAGGUGGCUGAAGACAGCGUUUCUCCUCUCCUCUGCUGCUGCGGGUGGCCUCCUGAGCUGGAGCUACCUGAGGGCUGAGGAUGGGGUCACAGAGGUGCUGGCUCAUCGCAGUGAGGACCUGCAGGACAAGUUCAUUGAGAUCCCCUGCUCUGAGGACUACGACAGCCACAAAAGAUUUGAAGGGUGCACUCCUAGAAAGUGUGGAAGAGGUGUGACCGAUGCAGUAAUCACGAGGGAAGAAGCUACAAGAAUCCGUAGAGUAGCAGAGAGGGGACUGUCCUUGGGAGGAUCUGAUGGAGGGGCAUCAAUUUUGGACUUGCACUCUGGAGCUCUUUCACUGGGGAAGCAUUUUGUUAAUCUGUACAGGUACUUUGGGGACAAAAUUCAAGACGUCUUCACAGAAGAGGAUUUUGCAUUAUAUCG
Messenger RNA from Eurypyga helias (sunbittern), 459 nucleotides. RefSeq names its product 2-oxoglutarate and iron-dependent oxygenase domain containing 3 (gene OGFOD3). NCBI's taxonomy places the organism in Eukaryota, Metazoa, Chordata, Aves, Eurypygiformes, Eurypygidae. The transcript is spliced from 5 exons. The annotation marks the transcript as partial. Gene Ontology annotation, cellular component: membrane. The record is from RefSeq and is a predicted model, not a curated record.